Molecule: messenger RNA, 1763 nt
Organism: Trematosphaeria pertusa
Lineage: Eukaryota; Fungi; Ascomycota; Dothideomycetes; Pleosporales; Trematosphaeriaceae
Exons: 4
Coding region: 58-1650 (530 amino acids)
Biological process (GO): protein folding
Cellular component (GO): cytosol; chaperonin-containing T-complex
Molecular function (GO): ATP-dependent protein folding chaperone; ATP binding; ATP hydrolysis activity
Source: RefSeq, a predicted model, not a curated record
CCACAGAGCAACACCAGCCUUUUGUUGAUACCCUUUACGUUUCUUCCCAUUCGCAAAAUGUCGUAUAACAAUCCCACUCAGAUAUUUGCAGAGGAUGUUACGGAGGAGAAGGGCGAGAAUGCGCGUCUGUCCGCGUUCGUGGGAGCUAUUGCUGUCGGUGACCUCGUAAAGAGUACCCUGGGGCCGAAGGGCAUGGACAAGAUAUUACAGUCCGCUUCAACGGGCGAGAUCAUGGUCACGAACGACGGAGCUACCAUCCUGAAAGCGAUCGCGCUCGACAACGCCGCCGCAAAAGUGCUCGUCAACAUAUCAAAGGUCCAGGACGACGAGGUGGGAGACGGAACAACAUCGGUCACCGUGCUGGCUGCGGAGCUGCUACGAGAGGCCGAGAGGCUCGUGGACCAGAAGAUACAUCCGCAAACCAUCAUCGAGGGCUACAGGAUAGCAAGUCAUGCAGCCCUGCAAGCGCUGGAGAAGACGGCGGUGGACAACAGCCACGAUGAGAAGGCCUUCAGGCGAGAUCUCGAGGCUAUCGCCCGAACAACUCUGAGCUCUAAAGUGCUCAGCCAGGACCGGACGCAUUUUGCGAAGCUUGCCACCGACGCCGUACUGCGGAUGAAGGGAUCUACCGACCUCACGCAUAUCCAGAUCAUCAAGAAAGCUGGAGGAAAGCUCAAGGACUCAUACCUGGACGAAGGGUUCAUCCUCGACAAGAAGUUCGGUGUCAACCAGCCCAAGCGGAUAGAAAAUGCCAAGAUUCUGGUCGCGAACACGGCAAUGGACACGGACAAGAUCAAGAUCUUUGGCGCGAGGGUCAAGGUCGACUCAACCGGAAAGCUCGCCGAGUUGGAGAAGGCGGAGCGCGAGAAGAUGAAGGCUAAGGUCGAGCGGAUCAAGGCACACGGCAUCAACUGCUUCGUCAACCGCCAAUUAAUCUACAACUGGCCGGAGCAGCUCUUCGCGGAUGCGGGCAUCUGCUCAAUCGAGCACGCAGACUUUGAUGGCGUCGAGCGAUUGGCAUUAGUGACCGGAGGAGAAAUCACGUCGACAUUUGACCACCCAGAGAACGUCAAGCUCGGUCAUUGCGAUUUGAUUGAGGAGGUGAUCAUUGGCGAGGAUACGCUGAUCAAAUUUUCGGGUGUUGCAGCAGGUAGAGCAUGCACUGUCGUGCUCCGCGGGGCAACCGAGCAGCUCCUCGACGAAGCAGAGCGGUCACUUCACGAUGCUUUGGCUGUCCUUUCACAAACGGUCAAGGAGCCCAAGACGACGCUGGGCGGCGGAUGCGCAGAGAUGGUCAUGGCCAAGGCGGUCGCGGAGGCAGCACAGAACGUCGCCGGCAAGAAGGCCAUUGCAGUGGAGUCCUUCUCGAAGGCCCUGCAACAGCUUCCUACUAUCCUUGCCGAUAACGCGGGAUUGGAUUCCAGCGAUCUCGUUACGCGGCUGCGAAAAGCCGUGUAUUCAGGCUUGACAAGCUCCGGACUGGAUCUCUUGACACCUGGCGGGGGCAUUGCCGACAUGAGGCAGCUAGGCGUCAUCGAGAGCUACAAGCUGAAGCGUGCGGUCGUUUCUUCGGCCUCGGAGGCUGCAGAGUUACUGCUUCGGGUAGACAAUAUCAUACGCUCUGCUCCACGGAGGAGGGAACGCAUGUAAGGGCAUGAUGCCCCGAUGCGUGCAGGCAUGAUGCUGCAACGAGUUCGGCUCUAGAUAGAGUGUAUACUAUGAAUGAAUAUCAAUGCGGCAAGCCAGUGUAAUGGGAAUCCCGA